Messenger RNA from Lytechinus variegatus (green sea urchin), 5124 nucleotides. It is a transcript of the gene topbp1, whose product is annotated as DNA topoisomerase 2-binding protein 1-like. The coding region runs from base 196 to 4854 and encodes 1552 amino acids. Gene Ontology annotation, biological process: mitotic DNA replication checkpoint signaling; DNA replication initiation; mitotic G2 DNA damage checkpoint signaling. NCBI's taxonomy places the organism in Eukaryota, Metazoa, Echinodermata, Echinoidea, Temnopleuroida, Toxopneustidae. The transcript is spliced from 30 exons. The record is from RefSeq and is a predicted model, not a curated record.
UCGCCUCCCACGAAGUUUUCAUUCAAAUUAAAAGGAUUGGAGGCAUCAUGGCGGAAGGCGGGAAGGAGCAAGGAGAAAAUAUUUCGAAAAGAUUUGUGAAAAUAUAGAGCAACAGGUGAUAUGAUCGACUUAAAAAAGUUUAUUAAGUUCAUCUAGUAUUGACAGAGUCGUUCAUUUGGCUCUUCAAAUGGAAAGAUGAGCACAAAGGUGAAGUUUGUGGUGGAUGGAUCUGGUGAACAGGAUUUGAUGUUAAAAGCAGCUCAGUCUGUUCAGAGUGCCCGUCUACCAACAGAGAAAAUCACCAGUAAAGAUGUCUUGCAGCUGAAAAGCAAGGACAAAAACCUCUACGUCUGUGGUCAGUUCUUGGGUGAAGCAUUUGAUCACUUGGUCAAUAUUAAAUGCAGGAUCGUUGGUCCCCAAUGUGUGAUAUCUUGUCUAGAGCUUCAGAAAGCUGUUCCCAAUGUCCCUCAUCCAAUCAACAACAUAGCCAUGCAAGAUGUGGUCGUCAGCUGCUCAAGCAUUGAGAGGGCACAGAGGGCUCGAAUCCAUCAGCUGUUAGAAUGGAUGGGUGGAAAGGUAUCUAAGGACCUUACUGAGAUAGUAACCCACCUGGUUGUAGGAGAAGUUGGCUCCAAGAAGUAUCAUGUUGCUGCUAAUCUGAAGAAGCAUAUAAUGCUGCCAGAAUGGAUAGAAGUAGCUUGGGAAGAGAGCCAAACCAAACACUUCAGUGCGAAAUCCGAGGAAUUCCAUAGUAGAUACAGAUGUCCUGCAUUCAAAGGCUGUAUCAUCUGUGUGACAGGGGUUGAGGCAUCACAGAGACAAGAUGUUAGGCAACGUGUACCUGAAUGUGGUGGUUACUACACUGGAGAGCUGAAGUACAAUGAGUGUACCCAUCUCAUCGUAGGGGCUGCAAGAGGUCCAAAGUUCGAAUUUGCAAGGAAGUGGAAGAUUCAUACUGUUUCAAUCAAUUGGUUUUAUGACAGUGUAGAAGCUGGUUACUGUCUGGAUGAACAACUCUACAAUGUGCUUUCACAGGAACAACCAACAUCAACCCCCGUCAAGGCCAAUCAAGAACAACCAAGGCUUAGUGCCCUUGGAAAUAUCAGUGCAAUAAAUGUUAGCAGUAUCCAUCCCAUAGAUGAGACGGCUGUAAGUGAUGCAAACAUCACCAUGGAAACGAGUCGACUUGUACCGCCUCUUCAACCUCAGGUUGGCCUAGCAGAGCUAGAGAAGCUCGAUCUUGCCACAUGUGAAGCAGAGAUGUUUCUUGAUGGAUGUAAGAUUUUCUUGAGUGGGUUCUCUGGGCAGCAUUUAGAGAAGCUACGUAAAGUUGUGAAUGCAGGAGGUGGGACACGCUUUAAUCAGAUUAAUGAGAAUGUGUCUCAUGUCAUCAUUGGUAAUAGGAUAGAAAAUCAUGUAACUGAGCUGAAAGAAUUACCAAACAGACCAUCCAUAGUGUCCGUCCAUUGGUUGCUUGAGUGUGCUAAGCAAGGCAGACAGGUUUCUGAACAGGACUUUAUCGUGAAGGAUAUCUUGGAUGUCCAUGAGGCUGAUGAUAAGGAGAAUGAAAUCACUUUCAAACUCCCAGCGAAUCAAGUAAAGAGAGUGUCAAAAGUUGGAUCGAGAAAGAGAUCUGAUGAACAUGGAGAAGAAGAGGACAUAUUGAGCCAGUAUUUACCAAAUGCUACAUCUGCAGGUAAUGGUGACAACGACUCGACGAUGAUCCAGGAAGAAAAUGCAGACAGGACUCGUAGUGACGGGGAUAGAACCCAAGAAGAUGAUGACGAGACUCAGAUAGAUGAGAAUGAAGAAGGGGACGAUGGAGAGAAGAAUGGAAUCUUUGCUGGGAAGAAGUUUGUUGUUCUUGGUUUCCUUCCAGAGCAAGAGCAUAACCUGUGUGAAAUGAUCCCGAGUCAAGCAGGUAUCGUCUUACCCUUCAACACCCGCUCCAUACCGGACUACGCGGUGGUUCCCAUCAUCGGAACCCUCGUCAACAUGACCGUAGGUGAAAUAGUCACCAACUGUUGGCUUCAGAUGUCCCUUGAGGCGGAGACACUACUAGAACCCUCCAGCAACGAUCUCUUCACUCCUAUCCCUAUCAUGAAAGAAGCCAUGCCUCUCAGGAAUUGCGUCAUAUCAAUAAGUCAGUACAGCUUCGUAGAACGCGACUGUCUCCUUCACAUUGCUGAGCUGUUGGGAGCACAAUGCCAGGAGUACUUUGUUAGGAAAGCUAUAAACAACCUAGAAGCAAACACUCAUCUACUACUAAGAGACCCAGAGGGUACCAAGUAUGUGGCUUCUAAGAAAUGGAAGGUCCCUGCCAUAACUAGACGAUGGCUUCUGGACUGCGCCAGAACAGGUAAAAAACAACCAGAAAAGAACUACCUUGUGGAUCUCCCAAAGGAAGAACCAAGUGACAUGUCUACUAAGGAGGAACCGUUACCACCAAAGAAACCAUCUUCACCUCCCGAGGAAAUGCUAAAAGCCAAGGAAACCACACCAGAACAAACAAAAACCAUUCCAAAGUCAGAAAAUCAACAAGAAAAGCCUCUUGAGGAUCAUCCUCAGAAGACACCAAAGAGUGUAACAAUCAAGGAGAGAUCUGUGCAGGAUACAGGAGCAAGUACUAGCAAACUGAUGUCUAAAGCCACAACCCCUGCUGGACGGCCUGUCAGGAACAAAACCCUAGAGAUGGUGAAACAACCAAUCGCAAACAAGAGCAUUGAACAGGUCAGAGGUCAGACUCCUGGCAAAGAGAGCACUCCAAGCAGGAUCUUACGUCCAGGUUUCACACCCUCGUUUGACCUGGAUGAUGCUGUAGAAGCUUUAGAUUCUCCUGGAAUGCCAGUAGGGAAGGGUCAUCGAAGGAAGUCUAGUCUGCCCUUGGAGGAAUUCUUUCAUCAGAACAUCACCAAUGCCCUACAGAUGGGAAGUACUAAAGCAGGAAGGUCAGAAGAUGAAGAUGAUGACACUGUCUUCAAAGAAGAGGAGCCUGCACCUGGUAUUCUUCAUGGAGUUGUCAUCUGUGUGAGUAAGAAACUGAGCAGAAAGCAAGGAGAUUACAACGACAUUGCCAUGGCAUUGGGCGCCGAGUACCACUGGACUUACGAUGAGAAGUGCACUCAUUUUAUCUUCCAGGGCAAAGCCAAUGACACGGCCAAGGAAUUCCGUCUAGCCAAGAGCCAAGGGAAGAUCAUCGUUUCCUCGCAUUGGCUGCUGGCUUGUCAAGAAGAAAAUAAGAGACUUGAUGAAUCCUGCUACCCACACACUUACAACCCAAAACUUAGUCUGUCGGUGGUUGCUUCCCAAGGUCGCACACCUGCUCGCUCAAUGAGGUCAAAGGUCACACCCGUUGCCGUGGCCACACCACUAGCCCCUAAACCACCUCCACCUAAACCUCCACCAGCCGUUGAGAAGAAAGAAGACAUUGAAGCAGAUACCAUGUCCGAUGAUGAACUGUUGAGGGCGGUAGAGAACGAAGAGCAAAGCAAGACAGCAGGGGAUCAUGGGACUUCUAUUAAUCUUCAGAAACAGCUUGAGGACAUCAUGCCAUCGACAAUGAAUCUAAGGGGUAGUCGAAGACGUAGCCGGCGGCCUGGUAGCAGCGCUUCCAUCUCGUUGGCUGGAGAUACGACCAGUGCUGAUGACAGUAGCAAUGGAAGGAGAAGUACAAGGUCUAGGGUGAAGAAAAAGGAGGAAGGGACUAGCAAAGAUUCAGGUCAACAUGUUGAGGCUUCUCAGAGUGUUCAGAUUACAUGGGAUGAUCCUACGAGCCGGAAAGAGAAAGCAAAGAUCAUGGCUCAGAUCAAGCGAGCAGACAAUGGACUCGAUGAACCUGAAGAACAAGAUGGGGAGGAUGCCCAGCAGAUGGAAGAGCAAAUGGUCGAGGAUCAUGCGGAAACCAAGACCGAUGUAGCUCGACACGGUGCAAGCAGUUCUCACAAACACGAGGACAGCCCACCUAGUCCUACCCCUAAAGCUCCUCCUAUUAGACUACCCCCUGCAAGGCCCGCCGUGGCUCCACAACCAAUGGACGAUACGCAGGAUGAUCCACAACAAGAGGUUUUGACUAAGCAACCAGCAUUGCCUCCCAAGUUUCUGUUCACUGGAAUGGGAGCUCAUGAGAAGAUUGAUUAUAGCGCCCUCAUCGAAGAGCUUGGCGGAGAAGUUAAAGACGCUCAAUACUUUGAUGCCUCUUGCUCUCAUAUUAUUGUAGGUAAUCCAACCAGGAAUGAGAAGUAUCUGGCGGCUCUCGCUACCGGUAAAUGGGUUCUUCAUAAAUCCUACUUUGAGGCUUGCAGAGCAGAGAAGGCCUUUGUUGAGGAAGAACCUCACGAGUGGGGUAAUAGGACCGAUCUGAGUAAAUUGAGUGAGACCGGUAAGAAGAUGGCUCGUGCUGCUACAAGAUGGAGGUGUCGGAUUCAGGAACAAGAAAAGAUGGGCUCAAGCAUUGGAGCGUUUGAUGGCUGGAAGGUCGUGCUGAUGGUUGAGAAGAGUAAAGAGAUGUGUUUCAAACGUCUUCUGGAAGCUGGUGGCGCUAAAGUCCUUGCUGUCAGACCUCCAUUUACCAACCAUCUUGAUGCUAGCCAUGCUUUCUUUGACCUUCAUAAGGUCAAAGUCACAGCCGAAGCGGUUGCCCUUGAUGAGUUGGUUCAAUCUGGUAUCAUGUGUUUGAAGCCUGAAUAUAUUGCUGAUUAUCUGGUCCUAGACCCAAGCCCAGAUCCAGAAAACUACAUAAUCAACGAAGCCAAGCCUAUCUUACAGAAGCUUGUGGAGCAAGCAGGACCAGCUACCAAACGCAGAGGAUCGGAGCUCGCUACAACGCCAAGAAGCAAACGAACAAGGCAUCGCUAGAAAGACUUUAUGCAAUAUAAUAUAUCUGUGUGGUGUAUUUAUGGCCAACAAAUGUUAUUGAAUAAACAAGGGACCACAAAACCUAUAAACAACAUCACUGGUAUCCAGGGUAAUCAGGGGAUGAUAUUGUUCCUGAGCUAGCUGCAACACUAAGAAGCAAGGGAAUAAAGCAUCGUUGCAGAGACAUUGGAGAAUAUCUAGGUCUGUGUGGUGUAUUGUUGCCAAAGCUGUAUCUAGCAAAAUUGAAACUAAAUCAGUCCAAAAGGUUUU